This is a messenger RNA of Fusarium poae, 798 nucleotides long. RefSeq lists its product as uncharacterized. NCBI's taxonomy places the organism in Eukaryota, Fungi, Ascomycota, Sordariomycetes, Hypocreales, Nectriaceae. The record is from RefSeq and is a predicted model, not a curated record. Bases 1 to 798 code for a protein of 265 amino acids. The transcript is spliced from 2 exons.
AUGGCAUACCACGACAACACCACGGCGCGCAACGACUAUGGCACCACUUAUCAGCCCGAGCGCGAAACCGGUCUUUUGACUCGCUGGGUUCCAGAGAAGCUCAAACACUCUGGCCUCUAUCGUUGGUUCCUCCGCUUGACUCACAUUGGACAAUUCCUCUCGUCUAUAAUCUCCCUCGGACUCUUCUCUGCUCGUCUCCGCAAAGUCUACAAGAUUGUCAACGUCAUUAAGACCCGACGAGGUGUCAGUGCCGCAUUCAGCGCGGUCGAAGGCAUCCUCGCUGCCGCUGCGCUAUACACCCUCAUUGGCAUGAUCCUCUCUUUGCUUCUCAAAGGUGGUGGUCCUAGAUGGCUUCGCUGGCUUUGGGUCCUUCUCGACAUUGCUUUCGUCGGAGCUUUCAUUGCCGUUUCUGUUCUCACACGUCCCAAUGGAGGUCCUGCUGGUCCAAGACACUGCUACGACACUCGGGGUGUGCAGGGCGUUUUUGGGAACAGCUCCGACACCACAGAUGACAGCUGCAACUUGCCCUGGGGAACAUUCAUCUUGGCCAUUUUCAGCACUCUUUUCCAUGCUGUCACUGCAGCCUUCCACGAAGUCCGUGAGCGCCGCAAGGAACACCACGUCGAGAAAUACCCUGCCCAAGACCCUUGCGAGCAGCCAAGCCAUGUUGGACAGACUCAUGUUCCUCAAACUCAUGCUGGCCAGACUCACGUUCCCCAGACUCAUGCUCAGCCAGGUUAUGCCCCACAAGGACAUGUCCAGGAAGGUCAUGUCGGCAACAACAGAGUGGCGUACUAA